AUGGUCACACAGAGUGCAAAGCUGGCGGCUGCCAGCUCACUCGAUGUAACUUUGGAAGAUGAGAAGACCAAAGGCGACAAGCGCGAGCGCGUCGUCAUUCUUGGUUCUGGCUGGGGUGGCUACACACUUUCGCGUCGUUUGUCUCCUAAGCAAUACCAUACAACUGUUAUUUCUCCACGCUCCUACUUUGUGUUCACUCCCCUCCUGACGGACGCCGCGAGUGGAUCAUUGGAAUUUUCCAAUAUCGUCGAGCCAGUUCGAGACAAGUCUGCGCAAGUGGACUUUAUCCAAGCCGCGGCCCAAAGUCUCGACUUGAAAAAGAAGACCGUCUCGUGCGAGGCUACCGUGGUCAAGAGCGGCGUGACGGAAUCGGCGCGGACCUCUGAUCAAGAAGACAAAGAUUCAAAAGAGCCCUCAGAAAAGCCAGGCAAGGGAUUACGGUCCUGGGAGCAGGGAGAGUUGAUCGAAGUUCCUUACGAUAAGCUCAUCAUCGCUGUCGGUGCGGUCAGUCAAACUUUCGGUACUCCGGGAGUCCAAGAAAAUGCGCUGUUCUUCAAGGAUGUCGGCGAUGCGAAGCGCGUGAAGCGGCGCCUGCGCGAGUGUUUCGAGCUGGCUGUACUUCCAAGCACGACGCCCGAGGUGCGCAAGUGGCUCUUGCAUUUUGCGAUCGUGGGUGGUGGGCCUACCGGCUCUGAACUUGCGGCAAAUCUGCGUGAUUUCAUCAACGAAGACCUGUCAAAGGUGUACCCCAGUCUCCAGGGAAUCCCCCAGAUCAGCUUGUACGAUGUGGCUCCCAAGGUGCUGUCUAUGUUUGACGAAUCGCUUGCGCGCUAUGCGAUGGAUACAAUGAAGAAAGAGGGUAUCAACGUCCAAACGUCUCACCACAUCAAGGGUUUGCGAUGGGGCGCACCGAGGGCCCCGCCGCCUCAUCACAUGGACCCCAAGCGCUGCUUAACCCUCAUCACGGAAGAAGAGGGCGAGAUUGGUGUUGGAAUGUGUGUGUGGGCCACAGGAAAUGCCAUGCCCAAGUUCAUUCGGAAGUCGCUCGGCCAGGUGGACGAUUUGCCCCAAGAUAUCGCUGUGUUGAAGACCAAUGAAGAAUCCCCGUCAAACUCUGGUGAACAAACGACUACCUGGGAAUUUAAGAAAGUGCCCAAGAAAGACGCACUCAUGGUCGACGGACAUCUACGAGUUCAACUCGUCAACGAGCACGGAGAGACCGCCGUGCUCAAGAACGUCUUUGCACUGGGCGACAAUGCCAUGCCCGAAACUGGAGCGCCUCCCGCCACCGCGCAAGCUACAUUUCAAGAGUCCAAGUGGCUCGCGGAUCGUUUGAACAAGGGCGAUAUCGAACACAUUCCGCCAUUUUCUUUCCGCAACAUGGGCACCCUUGCCUAUAUUGGCAGCGAAAAGGCCUUGAUGCAGUUUCCCCAUGAUAUGCAUGAUCCCAGCAAACGCAGUAAAUAUCUCCCCGGUGGAAUCAAGGGCUAUGUGGCGCGAAUUGUGUGGAAUGCCGCGUACAUCACCAUGUCGAUUAGUUGGAGGAACAGACUUCGGAUUUUGUUCCGGUGGACACUGAACAAGCUGUUCGGAAGGGACGUGGCACGCUUCUAA
Molecule: messenger RNA, 1614 nt
Organism: Penicillium diatomitis
Lineage: Eukaryota; Fungi; Ascomycota; Eurotiomycetes; Eurotiales; Aspergillaceae
Product: putative pyridine nucleotide-disulfide oxidoreductase
Exons: 1
Coding region: 1-1614 (537 amino acids)
Molecular function (GO): NADH dehydrogenase activity
Source: RefSeq, a predicted model, not a curated record